Messenger RNA from Anolis carolinensis (green anole), 1111 nucleotides. RefSeq lists its product as uncharacterized. The transcript has a single exon. The record is from RefSeq and is a predicted model, not a curated record. NCBI's taxonomy places the organism in Eukaryota, Metazoa, Chordata, Lepidosauria, Squamata, Anolidae. The coding region runs from base 65 to 1111 and encodes 348 amino acids.
CUUAAGAUAAGUGGAAAUAAGGAGGGAGAGAGAGAGGGUAGAAGAGGGAGGGUAGAGGAGGAAGAUGGCAUACAAGCUAAGAGACAGAGAUCUGAAGGACAACAGAGGCUUUCAGAAGAGAGCAUCAAUUUCUGAAGAUAUUCAAAAUAGAGAAAUGAUGGAAACCAUAUUAAAAGAGUUGCAGCAAAUGCAAGAAAAACAGGAUGCGUACCAAAAAUUGGCGCAAGAACAAAUGCUGGAUUUUAAGAGGGAGAUAAAAGAAGAGUUAAAAGAAGUGAAGCAAGACAUAAGUGCAUUGAAUCAGGAACUGAGAAAUUUGGAAAGGGAUAAAAAAGAGCUUAAGAGAGCGCACGAGAAGCUCCAAGAAGAGGUUAAAGCCGUAGAACUCAAAAGCAACAAAAUGGAAGAAAGGCAAGAAAGGAUGGAAGCCAAAGAAUUAGAGUUCCAAUUAAGAUUUAGAAACGUAUGGGAAGAACCAAAAGAGAAUAUAAGGAAAAAAAUGACUGAAAUAAUAUCUAAACUGCUUCAGUGUUCGGAAGAAGAAAUGGAAGAUAAGAUGGAUAGAGUAUAUAGAAUAAACACCAAUUUUGCAAGAAGGAAUAAAACGGCUCGCGACACAAUUGUGAACUUCACAAAGAAGAUAUUUAGGGACGAAAUCCUCAGAAUGAACAAUGGCCAACCAAUAAUUUAUAAAGGGAAGAAGAUCGCCGUACUGAAAGAAUUUCCGAGUGAAGUGAUAAACAGAAGAAGAAAGUAUACAUUUCUAGUAGAGGAACUAAAAAGAUAUAAUGUCAGGUUCCGAUGGGAAAGACCAGAAGGAUUAAUGGCGACCUAUCAAGAGCAAAAAUUUUGGAUCACGUCUGAAGAAAAGGCCAAAGCCUUUCUUAAAAGAUUAAAGGGGGAUAUGGAGAAACAGGAUAUUGGAGAAAACGAAGAUUCAAGGAAAAUGAGGGAAAGAGAAAGGAGACUGAGAGCAGAAUCACAAAGUAGGAAAGACAUAACCCUAGACCUCCCAGGCAUAAGUUCUGGGGAGAGAGAGGACUUAUUAGCGGCGGGGAAAAUAGAUGACGAAGCGGCCACAGAAGAGGAAGAAGAGGAAAUAGAUGAGUAA